This is a messenger RNA of Capsicum annuum, 611 nucleotides long. Its product is annotated as histone H3.2. The record is from RefSeq and is a predicted model, not a curated record. Lineage: Eukaryota; Viridiplantae; Streptophyta; Magnoliopsida; Solanales; Solanaceae. The transcript has a single exon. Gene Ontology annotation, molecular function: DNA binding; structural constituent of chromatin; protein heterodimerization activity. Bases 10 to 420 code for a protein of 136 amino acids. Gene Ontology annotation, cellular component: nucleosome.
ACAAUCAAAAUGGCCCGUACCAAGCAAACUGCCCGCAAAUCCACAGGUGGAAAGGCUCCAAGGAAGCAGCUAGCCACCAAGGCUGCUAGAAAGUCAGCUCCGGCUACUGGAGGAGUGAAGAAGCCUCACCGUUUCAGGCCAGGAACUGUGGCUCUCAGAGAAAUCAGGAAGUACCAGAAGUCUACCGAGUUGUUGAUCAGGAAGCUCCCGUUUCAGAGGCUUGUGAGGGAAAUUGCACAGGAUUUCAAGACAGAUCUGAGGUUCCAGAGCAGUGCUGUUGCUGCUCUACAAGAGGCUGCUGAGGCAUACCUCGUUGGACUCUUUGAAGACACCAAUCUCUGUGCAAUUCAUGCUAAGAGGGUUACCAUCAUGCCAAAGGAUAUCCAGCUUGCUAGGAGGAUUCGUGGAGAGAGGGCUUAGGAUGAAGCUUUUUUAUAGUUAUGGUUAAUUUUGUGUUUUGUGUUAGGGCUUUGUUUUGAUCUUGUGUUGAAUGGUAGUGUUGGUGAUGUAAAUCGAAUGACUUGUUUCAAUCCAAGUACAAGUAAACCUCUGGUUUGGUACUAUUUUGAAGUCGUCUUAUUAAUGAAUUGUGUAGUUCCAUUUCGUUUCAA